GUAGGGCUCCCUUCCCUUGCCUGUGACAAUAGCCAGGCAGAGAGAGGGCUGGAGUAUUCACACACACAUACACAUACGCUGCUAGAGGAGAGAGCAGAGGAGAGGGUGUCUGCCUACCUGCUGUAAUAAACUGAGCUCAUAGGGACGGCUACACGCACUUACAACAAAGGCCAGGACUGUCUGGGUAUCUGGAUGCUGUAAUCUCUAGACUAGACACACUGUUGUUCUUCACUGAAGACAGACUGUGAAGAAACCAAAGAGGCUGUGUGUUUGGGAUGGAGCCAAUGACCAGGAGGCUAAACUGAAGGAGAACAAGGCCACCGAGAUUGGAUUCAAAUGGGGGCCAGUUUCCCAGAGCCUCUCUCUGCAGUAUGGUGGCUCAUACUGCACCCAUGCCGGAUGUGAAGGCCCCUCCGCCAUGUGAUUACCCCUCAGUGGGCUGCUCCCCCGGCCACGGCCCUGCGGGCUACUCCUGCACCGCUGGUAUCACCAUGGACCUGGAGCCCUGCCUCAGCCUCACCGACCUGCCCCUUCCCCAACCCCUUUCUGGCUUCAGAGGCCACAGUGUACCCCCCUACCCUCCUUACCCAGGCCAGUGCCCCGUCAUGCCCCGGUGUAACAGCAGUGCCCUGUUGACUAAUCUUGGCCUUCGUUACUGCUCCACCAACAGUGUGCAGCACCCACCCAGGGGGCCUGACUCUGGGCUGGGGUUAGGGUCAGGGUUAGGCCUGGAGCCGGACCACGCAGGGCCCUGUGUGAACAUUAACCCAGACAGCGGGACUAGACUCUACCGCAGCAUGGAGAACCUGAACUGGAGUAAUUCUGUGUCUGAACCAGGCCUCUACUCCUCCCCCUAUAGCGCCCCCCACAGGGGCAGUAUGGACAGUGAGUUCAUUUUCCGCUGCACUGCCACCAGCCACUGGUACGAUGGGCCCCCGGUGGGGACAGGGCCCCAGGGCUACAGUCCUGAGACCCUUGCCUUCUACCCCAAUGCUCGUCUGGGGGGAGGUCUGGGGGGUCUGGGGAGGAAGGAGCUGCCCCUCCUCCCCCAGUGGCUGUUCCCCAGUGUGGAUGACUGGGGGGUGAACGCUACCACCACCGCCAGGAAGGGGUUAAGGGAGAAGCUCCGCCUCCAGAGUGCCCGGGCAGCAGCAGAACCCCUAAAGCCUCUUCGACCGCAGAUAACCCCAGGCAGUACCACUCCCAUCCUGGGGGGGUGCUCAGAGAGGGACUCAUCGCCCUACCAGGGGUACGUGGGGAAACCCCUGUGUGUCCGGCGCAUCACCAGCCCUGAGGAAAUCAAGAAAGAGGUUCUGAGACGCCUGCAGCUCCGCCGGCAGAACAGCACCCCAAACCUGACCCUCCGCGCCUCCUCUGAGACCCCUCAGACCCUGGACAUGACCAAGUCCUACACCACCGAGUCCAUCUCUGUGGCUGGGAGUUGUGCAGAGAUAAUAGCCGAACGCAAGAAACUCCCCAUGGGCCGCCUGCACAUCCCCACCUUUGAGGAGUUUAAGAGAAUGAGGCAGAGAGAGGGAGAGGGUGGACAGACAGAGAGCCAGGGUAAUGUCACUACAGUAACAGCUUCAAUAGACCAACAGCCAGAGCUUGGUACUGGCAGUCAGACCCCAGGGACGGGCAGAGACUGUAAGACUCAGACAGCUCUAUUGGGAAGGAGAGACUCUCAGUCUCCCACUGUGGGACUGAAGGAGGAGGAGAGGGAGAGCAGUGAGAGGAUAGGCAGUGGAGAGAUAGAAGAGAUGGGGAGCUGUGAGGGGACAAGGAGUGGAGAGGCCAGGCAGAGUGACAGCUCCCCUGGGGCUCCACCACCCUGUCAUCCAGACUUAAGAGCAGAGGAGAGGGUGAUGGUGGUUGCGCCAGCUCCCACAGCCAGUGCUACUAACUCAGCCACUCUCAUCUUAACCGGACCCACUCCCCAGCCAACAAGCAGCAUUCAGACCACAGUCUCUACCAUGGCUAUAUGUACCGGCCCUACUCCCCGCUCUCCCCUCCAGCCCUCCAGUCAGACGCAGGGGGAGGGGACUAUGGACCAUGCCCAGGCCCAAGUCAGCAGCCCCAGUGUGGAGAUCAGUGUGCCGGGGGCCUCCUUAGUCCCCUUCCCUCCUCCACGCAGGGAGAGUGCAGAGGGCCCCUCCAGCUGCUGCCCAGCCCUGCUCCUGGACAGGACUGACCUCUCCAGCUACGGAGCCAAGAUCUACAAGAUGAAGGAUGGCUUUAUCGGAUCAGCCCUGGACCUCAUCAAGAAGAGCUGCAGUGCAGAGAUUGCAGCGGCGGAGGCCCCCGUCAGGCUGUCAGGUGACCAGGACGAAAGCACUGACAUCACCGCUCCCCCACCGGACUGUCACUCCUCUGCUGUUUCCAUGACAACCACGACGGCCUGCGGAGCGGAGUCUUGCGACAAGCCUGUAGCAGGAGGAGCAGGAGGAGAGGAACUAGCUGCAGAAUGUCUUAACUCUGGCCUGGGCUGCAGGCGCUCCAGCUCAGACGCAGCCUAUGAGCCGGCUGAGUCGGUGAGGGCCCAGCGCGAGGUCCGCCUCCGGCCCCACUACAGCGACCCCAUGCCGGCCGAUGCAACCAAGCGCAAACAGCUGGAGAUGAAGAUCGCUGCAGCUGCAUGCCUCCACAGCCAGCGUCGGGACAGGGACAGUGCACCUGCCUCGGUGCGGGUGCGCUCUGAGCCCCGCGGUGAGGAGCGUCUUGGGGUUCUGGGCGUGACAAGGGCUGGGCAUAACCGCUGGAGCACCGUGAGCAGCCUCAGUGCCGACAGCGGCGUGGUGGGCCUGUGUGAUGACCGCGACGAAGACGAAGAUACCCGGAGAAUACACAGCAGCGGAGGGGCAGAGGUAGAACGGGUGGACAGCGGGAUUGGACCCUGUCUGGCUCGCGGCUGGAAGAGACCCUCUAACUCCCUUCGGGCCUGGGAGGCCCAAAGACCCUGCCCAGACUGUGGCCAGAGAGACGGGCACGGGGUGGCCCGGACGGACGGGGAGGGUACCGGUAUGUGUGAGCGCUGCUCCAAGCUGAGGACAGAGAGGAAGGAAGCCAUCUUGGAGUUCCUGAACACAGAGUCAAGCUACGGGGAGGACCUGAGGAUCAUCAAGGAGGAGUUCUACGGUCCCAUGCAGAGCGCCGGGCUGCUGACCUCAGAACAGCUGACUGUGGUGUUCAGCAACGUUCAGGAGCUCAUAGACGUCAACGAACGCUUCACUGAACAUCUGCAGGACAGCAUCGAUCAGGCCUUUGACCAGGGAGAUGAGGACCUCCUAACAGUGUGCAUUGGAGAGAUUUUCCUGGAGUUUGUCAACAUGCUGCCAGCCUUCCAGACAUACUGCCUGCAGCAGUCCACUUCUGUCAACAUGCUCAACACCUUGGAGAAGGAGAAGGAACUGCUCAGGAUCUUCCUGGAUGUCUCCCAGAAUGACAAUACAGCCCUGCGGCGUAUGAACCUGCGGUCAUUCCUCAUGGCUCCCCUCCAGAGGGUCACCAAGUACCCCCUCCUGCUGAGCCGCAUCAGCAAGGCCACCACAGAGUGCCACCCGGACCACGCCCGCCUCCGAGAGGCCAAGAGCCGCGUGGAGUCACACCUGGAGCACAUCAACAUGAAGACCAAGCAGGAAGGAACACUCACCUGGUCGCUGCGUUCCUUUCGCCGCGACAGCCGCAAGAACCGCGAGGUCAUCAACAUUGAGAUGCGGGAGAUGUCCAUGAAGACGGUGGGCUGGGCCAGGGAGAACACACGCUUUGUCAUGGAGGGGCCCCUGCAGCUUUCCCAGCCCGCAGACGGACAGUGGGUAAAGAAGGGCAGUAAAGGCCUCAAGUUCCAGAAUGUCCAGAGCCUGCUGAUGGUGCGUACACAGCGUCCUGGGGAGGGGCUGUCUCCGACAGAUGGCGGGGCUAAGGUGGAGCAGCAGGAGCACGGUGUCUGGGAUGGUGUGCUGGUGCUCAUCAAAGACAAGAGCAGCGGCAAGUUCACUGUGCUCAGGGAGCCCAUCUGCCUGGCCAACUGUGUAGUGUCGGCCGACCCUGACUGUGAGGACACCUUUGAGGUGCUGGAUAUACGGAAGGAGGCCUUUGUUUUCAGGGCAUCUGACAAAUCCCGCACGCAGCAGUGGUUCCGGCAGAUCAAGAGGUAUACCCGUGACCUGGGACCAUGGAGGAAGAGGCGUAACGCGCUCCCCAAUAUCAUGAUAAACACAAACCAGGGCAGGUCCUGAGACCGAACGCUGAGGAACACCGUUUUACUCUUUGGCGGUAUACCAGUGUAAAUAGAUGUACUACUCCUGCAAAAACAAAUGAUCAUGCUUCUGGUGGACCAAUUGUUUCUGAAGUUUUAGGAUGGGGUUUGUCUGAGGCUUGUGAGGUUCCAUGUUAUGAUGAGGAUAACACUUUUUUUCUUAGAAAAACUACAAGUGCACCAUAUUGUAACGAAAUGUAUGAAGAUAUACACUGAACAAAAAUAUAAAAGCAACGUGCUACAAUUUCAAAGAUUUUACAGUUCACAUAAGGAAAUCAGUCAAUUGAAAUAAAUUCAUUAGGCCCUCAUCUAUGGAUUUCACAUGACUGAGAAUACAGACAUGCAUCUGUUGGUCAAAGAUACCUUUAAAAAAAAGGUAGGGGCAUGGAUCAGAAAACCAGUAUCUGAUGUGACCACCAUUUGCCUCAUGCAAAGCGACACAUCUCCUUCGCAUAGAGUUGAUCAGGCUGUUGAUUGUGGCCUGUGGAAUGUUGUCCCACUCCUCUUCAAUGGCUGUGCAAAGUUGCUGGAUAUUGGCAGGAACUGGAACACGCUGUCGUACACAUUGAUCCAUAACAUCCCAAACAUGCUCAAUGGGUGACAUGUCUGGUGAGUAUGCAUGCCAUGGAAGAACUGGUACAUUUUCAGCUGAAUUGUGUACAGAUCCUUGCGACUUGGGGCCAUGCAUUAUCAUGCUGAAACAUGAGGUGAUGGCGGGGGAUGAAUGGCACGACAAUGGGCCUCAGGAUCUCGUAAUAGUAUGUCUGUGUAUUCAAAUUGCCAUCGAUAAAAUGCAAUUGUGUUCGUUGUCCGUAGCUUAUGCCUGCCCAUACCCAUAACCCCACCUCCACAAUAGGGCACUCUGUUCACAACGUUGACAUCAGCAAACCGCUCUCUCACACGUCUGCCAUCUGCCCGGUACAGUUGAGACCUGGAUUAAUCUGUGAAGAGCAUACUUCUCCAGCGUGCCAGUGUCCAUCAAAGGUGAGCAUUUGCCUACUGAAGUCAGUUACGACGCCAAACUGCAGUCAGGUCAAGACCCUGGUGUGGACAAGCACACAAAUGAGCUUCCCUGAGACAGUUUUUGACCGUUUGUGCAGAAUUUCUUUAGUUGUCCAAAGCCACAGUUUCAUCAGCUGUCCUGGUGGCUGGUCUCUGAUGAUUCCGCAGGUGAAGAAGCCGGAUGUGGAGGUCCCGGGCUGGUGUGGUUACACGUGGUCUGUGGUUGUGAUACUUCCAGCUUAUGGUAGAGAAAUUAACAUUAAAUUCUCCAGCAACAGCUAUGGUGGACAUUCCUGCAGUCAGAAUGCCAACUGUAUGUUCCCUCAAAACUUGAGACAUCUGUUGCAUUGUGUUGUGUGACAAAACUGCACAUUUUAGAGUGGCCUUUUACUGUCCCCAGCACAAGGUGCACCUGUGUAAUUAUUAUGCUGUUUAAUCAGCUUCUUGAUAUGUCAAACCUGUCAGGUGGAUGGAUUAUCUUGGCAAAGGAGAAGUGCUCACCAACAUGGAUGUAAACAGAUUUGUGGCAAGAAUUUGAGAGAAAUAAGCAUUUUGUGCGUAUGGAAAUUAUUUUGAAUAUUUUACUUGAGCUCAUGAAACAUUGGACCAACACUUUACAUGUUGAGUUUAUAUUUUUGUUCAGUGUAGUUUUUAGCUUCUGUCAAAAAACGAUCAGCCACUUGGAUGACCAAAAAAGACACUUGGUUGGUUGGGAACACUGCCGGCCUUGAUUGUCAAAAUGGUUUGCUCUUAAAGAAAGAUAGAUAAUUGUUUUCAGUAUACUGACUAACAAGGUGUCUGCGUUGAAAAGCAUGGUUGAAGUUGAAGAUUGAAAAAACAUGAAAAGGUUUACUCUGUAGUAUUCAUGAAAAUGCACAAAUGAGUGAAAACAAUGUUAAGUUAUACAAUGGGGACUUGGACUACAGCUUAGUAAAAAAGACAGGAACUUUAUUUUUUUGUUUACCUGACCAAGGUAAGUCAAAAGCACUGGGUUCUUCCCUCUUUUUUUUACCUUCUGUGUCAGGAGCACUGUCCACGGCCAGGAGAGAAGAGCAGCUAUACGGCAUCCAAAUAAGAAAGUCACUCAGAAAGUCACUCAAAACUCCCUACAACCCCAUGAGACUUCCUACAGUACUAUGGAUGCCAGGGAGACCGUGUCUUUCAGGCACAUUGGGUGGACGUACUUAUAUCACUGGGCUGGGUUCAAGUCACAAAGCAGCAAUAAUUUGUGCAAUUUUAGCUAUUUAGUUUUGUUUCUUCACAUCUGAUCAGACUGUAAUUGGUGUAAAUCGAGAGCUUAUUAUACCACCUAUGAGUGUCAGUGAUAUUAAAGACACAAAUGAGCCACAGAGGUUACCCUAGAAUAAUGUGCACUUGAACUUCAACCCUAGGCCUGGUUUUGCCCCAACCAGUAUUUUCCAACUGCUUAUUCACACUCGAAAAAGCCUUUACCUGUAACUGAAUGUGGUAGUAGAGCAUGGCCAAAGUGGAGGUGGAAAGGCCUCAAACACUGGUUGGUCAACCUGGACCAUGAGUUUAGUAGCUAAAGCAAACAGUAGCUCCACUCAAAUGUCCCCACAGUGCUCCGUUCCACGACAAGCAGAUGGGGAAAUUAUGAGCUUUUGUGCCUUGUGUAUUUAUUUCACUCUAAAUUAACAAAAAGUAUUUUUUGUUGUUGUCAGUCACAGUAACAUUGAUAAAACGUUGAGUAUCUGGAAAUGGUCACCGAGUCAGACAGCCCUCUGCCCCUAGGUAGCAAAAGUGACAUAUAGCCUGGUUAUACCGUCUGAACACUGCAUUUACCAAUCUGGAUGCCAGACUAGACCUUACAGGCAAUACUUAUUACUCAAUCUGGCUACUAGUGUUACUACAUUAUUACGUCAUAGUUUACCUGAGCUCUUAUCUCAAGUGUGACUUCCCUACUUCUAACAUGUGUUUUUGUGUCUGCUGUUUCUAAAUCUAAAGGCCCUUCUUUCUGUUUGAUGCACUUUAUAAUUAAGACUACAAACUAGAUCCAGAGAAUGGUGCGACUGUCACUCUCCAACAACGCUAUCUGCAGUUCAUGAAUUCAAAAAGCUUUAUUCUGUCUGUUGUAUGGUUUAUUUACAGAACUCUUUAUGUUAGAGAAAUGUAUAAGACCACAGCUGACUACACACAGCAGGUCAAGGCAAUACUUAUCAUCUAAAUCUAACCUACGUAUACUGUUCAGUCUGAUUAGGUCUAGUCCAGGAGUAGCACAUGUCAAUGAGGUAGUGAAUCUACUUUGGGGCAGAGAAUGGUGUACAGAGUAGACUACUGCCUGUCUCUUACUGUUCAUCACCUUCCAAUGGCGUUACCCUGUUACAAUCAUAGGAUUAGAAUAUCGUUCUAUUUCUAGAAUCCCAAUCUAUUACUAUGGUUAGAAUUCUUUCAGCUUCCAUCUUGUUCCACUAAAUGAUUACUACCGUGCAGAAUAUGAAAAGACUGAUGCUGUGUAACAGUUUGAAAAUGCCCUUUUCAAUAUCCUAGACCUGCUGAACUGUCAAAUGUUUUCCUCUGUAUUUUAAAGACCUAAUGUAAUAUUUCCUUUAUGUAAGAUAUUGUGAAUUAUAUUAAAAAAUGACAUGUU
Messenger RNA from Oncorhynchus masou masou (cherry salmon), 7865 nucleotides. RefSeq lists its product as uncharacterized. The coding region runs from base 372 to 4235 and encodes 1287 amino acids. The transcript is spliced from 8 exons. Gene Ontology annotation, biological process: positive regulation of Rho protein signal transduction. The record is from RefSeq and is a predicted model, not a curated record. Lineage: Eukaryota; Metazoa; Chordata; Actinopteri; Salmoniformes; Salmonidae. Gene Ontology annotation, molecular function: guanyl-nucleotide exchange factor activity.